CGCCACCAAAAUAAGGGAGAGUACUGCUAUACUAUAGAUACGACUGGAAUUAUCCGGAAAUGGAAAAAAGUGAGAGUCUUCCGGUACUAUAUGUUCGAGCCAGGAAUCACUACGAUGUGGGCUUUACUAUUGGCAGUACUUUCAAAGGAUGGAUAAGAGAUUACAUGAACACCUCAAACGAUGUUAAACAGUAUAAACGGUUUUACAACAACAGUGAAGGACGGAAGUUAAUCGAACAGUACAUGUCUACCGGUCGCAAGUCCCAUCCGAAUAUUAUGUCAGAAAUUCAGGGCAUGGCAGAUGGAGCAGAAGUGAAGUUUGAAGAGCUCUUCCUGUUGCAGAUUUCAUCAGAAAUAGAGUUUUGUCACAUGAAUGAAGUGUUUAUAGAGGGAACUGGUACUGAACAUGACGGAAAAGGGUGCACGGAUGUUCUGGUAAACAGAAAACAAUGCAGAAUAAUCGGGCAUAACGACGAUUGGACUGAAGACGUGUAUUCCCGCGUAUAUAUUGUACACGUGACUAUAGCAGACGAGAAAGAGCGCGUGAUUGAGCAGUUUGUAUCUUUCAGUUACCCGGGCUAUUUAACAGGAUUUUGUUUUGGCAUGAAUAAGUCUCUGGUAAUAAGCCUGAACUCAUUAUCACCAAAGAAAGCAAAUAGGACAGGAGUUCCCUUGGCAAUACUGCUGCGUUCACUACUCGCGUGUAAUACCAUUGAAGAAUGUUCUUCUGCCAUGGAAAGUAAACCGUAUGGAUGUGCUUACGGGCAGGGUAUAAAUAUUGCAGCUAUUAAUGGAACAGAUAUGUGCUCGAUGGAAGUAUAUCCAUUGCAGGAAACUUGUGAAGUCAAGAUCAAAUACAUUCCAUACGAAGGAGGUUCGGAUGAACUUUGCUACUUUUUUCAUCAAAAUUAUUAUAAGCAUAUUAUGGCCAAAGAAACUGGACCUUGCACUGGAUCCAGGCUUCGUAACGAGAGAGCCAACGAAAUGUCAGAACCAAAAACUGUCGAUGACGUCGAAGCUAUUCUUGGUGAUACAAAGGACGACGUAGAACCGAUCUAUCGUUUGCCUUGUGCUUCUCAUAUUGCACCGGAUGUGAAAACGGUGGCAACUGCGAUUUUCGCUAUCAAUGAAAGAUUGCUACAUGUAUAUCGAUCUAACCCUAAAAUCGCACGUGUUCCAUGCCUGACGUUACCAUUCCUGUAAAGAGUAACAAAAUAUCUUACGCUAACGUUGGAAAACUAUAUAAAUAUAUAUAUAUAAAGAUUUAAAUUUUAGCCAGUAAAUUUGAUGUUCCUUUUGUGUAAAGCUUCAUUUAUACUCUUGUUGUGGGGAAUAAAUUUUUUUAGUAUAACCGCUGUCUUUUUGAACAGCCUAUUUAUACGUUCGUUUAAUAGUUUGCUUGGAAGCAGUGGUCUAGUAGAUUACUAGUAGUAAAUUGUUACAUCAGAAUAACUGACACGUCAGGAUGACACCACCCUUUACUUAGAAAGGGAAAAUAAAAACACAAAUACUGAAUAAAUUUGAAAACCAACCAAAUUUUUACUUAUCUUUCUAAACUAAUAUUUUACAAAGCGAUCCAAAUA
This is a messenger RNA of Mercenaria mercenaria, 1582 nucleotides long. RefSeq lists its product as uncharacterized. The coding region runs from base 60 to 1202 and encodes 380 amino acids. The record is from RefSeq and is a predicted model, not a curated record. NCBI's taxonomy places the organism in Eukaryota, Metazoa, Mollusca, Bivalvia, Venerida, Veneridae. The transcript has 4 exons.